AUGGUUAAAUUUAUUCCAUUCAAGUUCUUCCAUCUUCUCUUCCAUUCCAAUCCAUCACCGCGUCAGGGCGUCCGUGCUCCCGACUGGGCAACUGGACUGGAAGAGCGUGGUGAGACGAUAAUUUCGGAAUUCCGAGGCACUGGAUUCGCUGGGUCUGCAGUCCGGGUUGGAAGUCGUACAGAGUGA
This is a messenger RNA of Penicillium antarcticum, 186 nucleotides long. RefSeq lists its product as uncharacterized. The record is from RefSeq and is a predicted model, not a curated record. NCBI's taxonomy places the organism in Eukaryota, Fungi, Ascomycota, Eurotiomycetes, Eurotiales, Aspergillaceae. The transcript has a single exon. The coding region runs from base 1 to 186 and encodes 61 amino acids.